AUGCCUAGUACUUUAGAUCAGUCGUUUGUCACCAACUCGGUCUGGAAACCAGACAUUUUCAAGGGUAAGGUAGUGUUUGUCACUGGCGGUGCAGGUACCAUCUGUCGUGUUCAAGCCGAAGCAUUGAUCUUGUUGGGAGCCAAUGCUGCUAUAAUUGGUAGAAACAAGGAAAAGACCGACAAGGCAGCCGCUGAACUCAGUCAAUUGAGACCAGAUGCCAAGGUCAUAUCGUGUAUCGUAGAUGUCAGAGAAGUCAGUCAGCUUGUUGAGGCUGCUGCGAAGACCGUGAGAGAGUUGGGCAGAAUCGACUAUGUUAUCGCAGGAGCUGCUGGUAACUUCUUGUGCGACUUCAACCAUUUAUCUUCCAAUGCCUUCAAGUCUGUGAUAGCUAUUGAUUUGUUGGGCUCUUACAACACCAUCAAGGCAACCUUCCCAGAAUUGAGGAAGAACAAGGGUGCCAUCAUCUUUGUCAGUGCUACCUUGCACUACUACGGUGUGCCAUUCCAGAUCCACGUAGGUGCCGCUAAGGCUGGUGUUGAUGCUCUUUCUAAUGCAUUGGCAGUGGAAUUGGGACCUUUGGGUAUUAGAAGCAACGUCAUUGCUCCUGGUCCAAUUGAAGGCACAGAAGGUCUCGAGAGAUUGGUUAAGGACAGAGCAAAGACCAUCAGCCAAGUUCCUUUGCAAAGACUAGGAACCACUAGAGACAUUGCUGAAGCUACUGUCUACUUGUUUUCGCCAGCUGCUUCUUUUAUCAACGGUACCGUAGCCGUUGUCGAUGGUGCUUCAUGGCAGACAGGUUCUGGUGUAGGCGAUCUCUACCCAGUUACCAUUAAGCAUCAGAAUGAGGAUCCAGGCUCUAAGUUGUAG
Messenger RNA from Scheffersomyces stipitis CBS 6054, 867 nucleotides. RefSeq lists its product as uncharacterized. The record is from RefSeq and is a predicted model, not a curated record. Gene Ontology annotation, biological process: fatty acid catabolic process. NCBI's taxonomy places the organism in Eukaryota, Fungi, Ascomycota, Pichiomycetes, Serinales, Debaryomycetaceae. Gene Ontology annotation, molecular function: 2,4-dienoyl-CoA reductase (NADPH) activity. The transcript has a single exon. Bases 1 to 867 code for a protein of 288 amino acids.